Molecule: messenger RNA, 737 nt
Organism: Paralichthys olivaceus (Japanese flounder)
Lineage: Eukaryota; Metazoa; Chordata; Actinopteri; Pleuronectiformes; Paralichthyidae
Source: RefSeq, a predicted model, not a curated record
UCACUUUCCUCUUACUUUUCUUUUGUGUUUGACCCAACAACACAUCUGAGUUUUAACAGGGACCGCAGGUGUUUGUGGAUCGUUUUAAACCACGAGUUUUUCUGCGUUAACACUCGGUCAUCUCGUGCGUAAAAGCAUCCAUCAUUCCUCCAUCUAUCCACACGGAUGUGCAGCCUCAAGGAGAGGAUAUGUACCAGGGCAUAAUGACCACCAACCACGGACCCCCUUCCUAUGAGGCCGGAUUUCUGCACAACGCCUCGGCGGGCACCUCCCCGGUUUAUGUGCCCACGACACGGGUCGUCACCCCCAUGAUCCCGGCGCUGCCUUACCUCCAGACGCCCGGCGCGUCGCAGCAGAGCAGCCCCGUGUCGAGCCACUCCGCCUGGGCGCAGCCGGGCGCAGACUCGGUGCCCUCGUACAACCACUCCCCGGUGUCUCCGCGCUUCACCUUCUCCACCAGCCCACCUAUGUCCUCCGGGGUGGCCGCGGCCCGGGAGACAGCAGCCUCUUACGCCAGCCCGCUAAACAUCUCUGCGAACGGCAGGGAGCACUACGGAGCCCGGGGCCUCAGCGGGUCGUACCACAGCCCGUACACGGCCUACAUGAGCCCGAACAUGGGCGGGACGUGGCCGGCGUCCCCUUUCGAUAGCCAGGUCCUCCACGGUCUCCAAACCGGUGCUACUCCAACACGGCAUCCAAACAUAGGUGAGCAAGGGGAAAGUAAAACGCUUUUUUAA